UGUUUGUGUUUGAAACUUGAUGCUCCAUAUGAAAUCUCUUUUAAAUAAAGGAGAGCAAUUUUUUAUUUCUUACUUCUAAUUUUUUUUUUCCUGAUCCAUGGAGUCACCAACUGGAUCUGAGUAGGAUCUCUAACUUGGGUUUGAUUAUAUUUGUUUCUCAGACAAUGCCAAAACUUAACUUGUGACUUGUCCAGGUCAUGAUGAGGUUAAGGACAACUGCUUGAAUGCAAUGCAUGUAACAUACACAUUAUAUAAAUGAUCACUCAUAUAUCAAUUGAAACAUUAAUUACAGACUUGAAUACACAUUAACUAUGCAAGUUCCUUAAGGUGUAUGCAAAUAUUUUUCCCUAUGAUGACCACAAGUGCCAGGUGAGAUUUUUAGGCAACAUUUCCAUCAACUCCUAUUUGUUGAGAAGUUUAUCCUCUCCAUUUUUCCAAAUCUAGGAUUGAUCACUUGACUCAGAAACAGAAGCACAAAUAUUGAUUUUGCAGUGGAAGGAGAGAGAGAAACAUAAUAUAGAAAGAAAAAUCAUUGUUGAUGGUGUUGCUGUAGGCACAUCUACUUGGAUUGGAUAUCAAUUUGUCUGACCAUAGGCCAGAUAUAAAUGUGGGCGGUGGUUUGUGAAUAAAAUGAUGAAGGGUGCUCUUGUAUCUGGGAUGUGUACGUUGAUUGAAUGCAUAUAUAUAUGUGCAUGUGUGUGAUAGAUGUAGCCCUAAUUUUAUCAAAAUUAUGAGCUGCCAUCAUAUUUCAUUUCCUCCAGUUUGGCGUACGGCAUUCUGCUAUGAGUAAUCUCUGUUGCAAUCCUAAAAAAUAUUUUGUGAAAAUAUUUUAAGCCAUUUGAGGGAUGACAGUGAUUUUUUAUUUUUAUUUAUUUUUUUAUUUUUUGUCUCAACUAUUUUUUGGAUUUCAAUAAAGUCUUCAUGUCUUGCAAUUUCUGAAAAAUCUUUUGUGAAAUUAUUUUAUGCCAUUUAAGGAAUGACUUUUGGCUUAUUUUCGUGUAAGUCCUUUUUUGGAUUGCAACAAAGUCUUCAUGUCUACAAUUUGCAGUGCUAUUGGCACAUUAUCCACCAUUAUUAUGGCAAUGUACAAUCCUUGCUUAGGCCGCCACCACAUCCACUGUUAACCACUGCCAUCUACUACUGCAGACCACCAUUCUUCACCAAGUGGUUCUCAAAUGUUUUUAUUACAUCAAAUAAGCAAAGUUCGCUUGAAUUCUUCCUUUUUUCCCUUCCAUUGUCAUUGUGGUUUGAAUUUCAAUUUUUGUUGCAUUCGGGGGACUUCAGUGGGCAAGUCCGAAUUAGAUGUCUUCUGAAGUGGAGGGUGUCAGUUAGCCUUAAUUAGCUUAAUUGUUGAGUUCAUUCCGUUAUGAAUCUUUUGGUUGAAAAGUGAAGGGUGAUGCUAAAAUUUGAUUCAAGUGCACUUUGCUUAAUAUUUGCGAACUACUCUGCUAUUGUGGAAGUUCAAUCUGGGAUUUUUUAGUUGUCCCAAGAGAAUCUUUCCCUGUGAUCCAACCGUGCCAAGUGGAAGGAGCGUCUCUUCACAGAUAAAAGUUACUCUAAGGAGAACAUCUGAUUUUUUCAUAAUUGUGACUUAACAGUUAAAUAUGGAAAUUGUGACACAGGAAGGUGCCGCAUUAACUGUCGAUUCAUUCUCUGCUCUAGCCGAAGACUCGCCUUUGAGGAGAUACGAUGAUUCUGAUGAGCACUCGAAAGUGGAUAAGCUGUUAGGCAGUGGGAAAGUUGCAGAUAUUCUGCUGUGGAGAGAUGAGAAGAAAACGUUUAACUGUUUCCUCUUGCUGGUUCUGCUUUAUUAUUGGUUUUUCCUUUCUGGGAGGACAUUUAUAACGUCAGCUGCUAAGCUUCUGAUGAUGAUUAUUGUUUCGCUUUAUGGCUAUAGUAUGCUACCAGCAAAUAUGUAAGUAUGGCCAUUGAGGUUUUCUUUGGUAGAUGAUGCUAUUAUGGCUUUAGAUGGAUGUCUUCACU
This is a messenger RNA of Olea europaea var. sylvestris, 1983 nucleotides long. RefSeq names its product 3beta-hydroxysteroid-dehydrogenase/decarboxylase-like. The transcript is spliced from 2 exons. Lineage: Eukaryota; Viridiplantae; Streptophyta; Magnoliopsida; Lamiales; Oleaceae. The record is from RefSeq and is a predicted model, not a curated record. Bases 1605 to 1919 code for a protein of 104 amino acids.